Owenia fusiformis is the source of this 1118-nucleotide messenger RNA. The record is from the annotation of a GenBank genome assembly. Lineage: Eukaryota; Metazoa; Annelida; Polychaeta; Sabellida; Oweniidae.
UUGAUUUCUUCCAACACAAAUAUUUUCAACAAAAUUGGUGUUUUCAGUUUACUGGGACGAACGUUUGCUAUUAAUAACUCACAGUAUAUAGUUACUUUAACUAUCUUCAAUAAUUCGAAAAUACGUGAAACAGUUUAUGCAUGAUUGAGUGAGGAAUACGCUGUGCAACUUACAUUCGACUUUCCGUGGAGUCUGGCGGCCUUCUUCUUCCCAGAAUGCCUCAGUACGGAAAUCACCGACCAAGGUUUUAAUUCAUUAUACCAAUUCACCGUUUCUGUUUAUGAAAAUACUAUAUAUGAAAUGGAAUUAUCUUUGAAUAUAUUGCAUAAAAUUGUAAAUUUCAAUUAAUAUAAUGUAGAUGAAUAUUCAAAACUAUGAUUACGGAGGUGGCCGAAUAGGGUCAACUUCAAGGUCACGCCACGCCACGCCAAUCCAUUCGUACGACAACAUUGCAGAAUUCUAGAAAUAUAAAAUGGGAAGAAGUCGAAGCCGUUCAAGAUCACGCAGUAGAGAUCGGGAUCGAGGAAGGAAGAGGUCUUACUCUCGUAGUCGAAGCCGUAGUCGUAGCCCAAGUGAAGAUGGUCAUAGAGUACAUGUAGCAGAUUUAGGUAUGGAUUGUUCUAAACAUGAACUUGAGAGAGCAUUUGAUAAAUAUGGUGAUAUCGUAGAGAUCUGGCUUGCAAGAAACCCUCCUUGUUUUGCAUUCAUAGUUUACAAAAACAAAGAUGAUGCUGAUGAAGCAAUUAAAGAAAUGGAUGGAGAAAUUGUCUGUGGGGGUCGUAUAAAGGUCAGUUUUGCACGUCCUCGAGUACGUGGAGGUAGGAGUAGACGUAUUGGCGGUGGAGGCUAUGGAGGUUACGGAGGCGGGGGAGGAGGAGGAGGAGGCAGAUUUGACCCAAGUCUAAAGUGUUACCAAUGUGGAAGACCAGGGCAUUUUUCUAGAGAAUGUAGAAGCUUUAGAAGCAGGUCCAGAUCGCGAUCACCUAGAGGUUACAGACGACCAUCCCCAGCACGAUAUUCACGUAGAGACAGCUAUUAUCGCAGCAGAUCCAGGAGCAGAUCUAGGUCGAGAUCCAGAUAAGCACCAACAGCAGAAUUACAAAUACAGUGACAUUCUU